This is a messenger RNA of Capronia coronata CBS 617.96, 1227 nucleotides long. RefSeq names its product replication factor C subunit 3/5. The transcript is spliced from 2 exons. Lineage: Eukaryota; Fungi; Ascomycota; Eurotiomycetes; Chaetothyriales; Herpotrichiellaceae. Gene Ontology annotation, biological process: DNA-templated DNA replication; DNA repair. Gene Ontology annotation, cellular component: nucleus; Rad17 RFC-like complex; Ctf18 RFC-like complex. The coding region runs from base 1 to 1227 and encodes 408 amino acids. Gene Ontology annotation, molecular function: ATP binding; DNA binding; DNA clamp loader activity. The record is from RefSeq and is a predicted model, not a curated record.
AUGUCCGACUUUGAGGAUGAUAUGGAGCUGGACGCUCCAGCGUCCAAGGACAAGACCAUACUGUUCAGUUCAGACAACACUGCAGGAAAACAGAAACGAAUAGUGGCCGAUCUCCCAGUCGAAGCAGAGGAUAAUUUACCAUGGGUUGAGAAAUACCGCCCGAACACCCUCGAUGAUGUCUCCGGCCACAAAGACAUCAUAGCAACAAUCAAUAGAUUCGUCGAACAGAACAGACUCCCCCACCUCCUACUCUACGGCCCACCUGGUACGGGAAAAACUUCAACUAUCCUGGCGCUGGCGAGGCAGAUAUACGGGCCCAAGAACAUGCGGCAGAUGGUGUUGGAACUGAACGCCUCUGAUGACCGAGGAAUUGAUGUGGUGCGGGAACAGAUCAAGACAUUUGCAUCUACGAAACAGAUAUUCAGCUCUUCGACGCAACAGGGGUCCUCCUCGGCCAAGUUUGGUCUGGGUGCGUUCAAGCUGAUCAUUCUGGACGAGGCAGAUGCCAUGACUUCGGCGGCUCAGAUGGCGCUGAGAAGAAUAAUGGAGAAAUACACAGCAAACACCAGAUUCUGCAUUAUUGCCAAUUACACGCACAAGCUAUCACCUGCGCUGCUAUCCCGGUGUACCAGAUUCCGUUUCUCGCCACUCAAGAAAGAAGAUAUCCGCCGUUUGGUGGACCAUGUUAUCGCACAAGAACAUGUCAACAUCGCGCCGGAAGCCGUCGACUCGCUGGUUGAGCUCUCCAAGGGCGAUAUGCGGCGGGCUUUGAACGUCCUGCAGGCUUGUCAUGCAGGAUCCAGACCACUUCCUAUGAAAGGCCAACCACCCGUCAAGGAGGCAGACAUCAACCACGAACUAAUAACCAAUGGCACCAUCUACACCUGUAUCGCCGCACCUCAUCCGGAAGACGUUCGACUGAUCAUGACCACGAUGCUGAGCACACCAGACAUGACUAGUUGUCUUAACACGAUCAAUGCAUUGAAGAGUAGUCGUGGCUUGGCACUGGCAGACAUACUGACGGCAUUGGCAGAUGAGUUGCAGACUCUUGCCGUCAGCACGGCGACCAGGGUCACAUGGCUGCAAGGUUUAGCGGAGAUCGAGUAUAGGCUCGCUGGAGGUGGUAGCGAGGCUGUGCAAACAGGCGGUAUGGUUGGCGUGGUGAGGAUGGGGUGCGAACUGAUGGGAGAGAGGGGGGUGGGGGAGAAGAUGAGUAUCGAUGGCUAA